Molecule: messenger RNA, 1462 nt
Organism: Carassius auratus (goldfish)
Lineage: Eukaryota; Metazoa; Chordata; Actinopteri; Cypriniformes; Cyprinidae
Product: piggyBac transposable element-derived protein 4-like
Exons: 3
Coding region: 64-1098 (344 amino acids)
Source: RefSeq, a predicted model, not a curated record
GAAAGGAAGAAGGGAACAGCAUCUUAUGACCGCUUGGGGAAGAUCAAGCCUCUGUAUGACAACAUGAGGGAUGCCUGCAGAACAUUUUUUCAUCCAAGUCAGAACAUCUCCAUAGAUGAGAGGAUGGUGGCAUCAAAGGCGAGGUCUGGACUAAAGCAAUACAUGAAGAACAAACCCACUAAAUGGGGCUACAAUCUUUUAGUCUUGGCAGACUCACUAAGUUGUUACACCUGUGCGUUCUUUGUGUAUCAGGGUAAGUCGAUGCCAUCCCAGAAUGGGCUGAGUUAUGAGUCUGUCAUGUCACUCAUAGACGAAAAGAUGUUGGGCGCUGGUUAUAAGCUGUAUGUUGACAACUUUUACACCAGUCCCAUGCUUUUCAGAGACCUCCUCUCAAAGAGGAUUUGGGCUUGUGGCACCAUUCGUCCUAACAGGAUUGGUUUCCCUAAGACCACCACCAACAGAUUGCCGCGGAAUGCUCCACGAGGGUCCAUUCAAUGGCUCAGAGAGGAUGAGCUGCUGUUUGUGGAAUGGAAAGACACCCGGGAAGUACUGAUGUGUUCUACAUUCAACAAAGCAUAUGAAGGUGACACAGUGCAAAGGAGGAUCAAGGACAAUGAUGGGCAGUGGUCCCAAGUGUAUGUACCUAUUCCAGGUGCUGUGCUGGACUACAACAGGUUCAUGGAUGGGGUGGACCUGUCUGAUGCCCUCAUUGGAUACUACAAAGUGCUCCACAAGACAAGGAAAUGGUAUCGGACCUUCUUUAACCACUUUGUAGACAUUGCUGUUGUCAAUGCCUUCAUUUUGCAUCAGCAUCUGGCUAGAGAAAAGAAGGAAAGACCUUUGACCCAGAAAGCAUUCAGGGAAACGCUUGUUCUGGAACUUGCUGGCUUGGAAUCAGCCACAGCUGCUCCUCCAGCUUCGAGUGUCGUCUGCCACAACCCAAAGCACAUCACAGAUGACAGCACUGCUGGCCGCCGAAAGUGCACGCUUUGCCAUCAGAAGACACCAGUCAUGUGUGCAACCUGUGAGGUGUCACUGUGUUUUCUGCCUAAGCGUGACUGUUUCAAUGUCUGGCAUGCACAGGGUGGGAAAUAUUAAUCAUGUUUUUAGUUUACGUGUUACAUUGUAUACAAAGUUCAAAUCUAAUAGUUGUUCCAGAAAUGUUCCCAGGUUUAGGUGGAUCCAUCAGACCCUGAAAAAUUGUUCUGAGGAGGGAGAUGAAGGGAGUUGAAGCCAUUGCUGGUGUGAGACUAUAACAGCGAGGGAUGCAUGACCAUGGGUGUCUUCUGAGUCGGCGCAGUUGAAGCAAGUGGAUUGACUGGAUUGAGGCAGUAUAGAGGCUUUGUUUCCCAGUUGGUUAGAGGACAAACCUUCUUCGUGACUGCCUUGAAUGUCUUCCUAUAGUUUGUAAAAGUUGUUUUAGUAACUGGAUAAUUAUAAUAAUUAGUAGUUACAGUUACAA